This is a messenger RNA of Alternaria incomplexa, 2148 nucleotides long. RefSeq lists its product as uncharacterized. Gene Ontology annotation, cellular component: fungal-type vacuole. The coding region runs from base 1 to 2148 and encodes 715 amino acids. NCBI's taxonomy places the organism in Eukaryota, Fungi, Ascomycota, Dothideomycetes, Pleosporales, Pleosporaceae. The transcript has 2 exons. Gene Ontology annotation, biological process: proteolysis. Gene Ontology annotation, molecular function: aspartic-type endopeptidase activity. The record is from RefSeq and is a predicted model, not a curated record.
AUGGUCCCUUUCCGAGGGCAUCGUGCCUUCCACACAACCCUAUGCGCCUUCCUCGCCGCCGCCCUGCUCCUGCCCUUGCUUGCCGCAGCCGACUAUGUGCCGACAAACAUCACCGAGACGCCCAACUUCCAGCUGCUGCCUGGCAUCGCUUCGGUACCAGCACCCGUCACCGUCGCGCCGGACCAGAACUGGCUAGGAGUCGACGGCUCAUGGAACACCUUUACUCUGCGCGUGGGCGAAACAGGGGAGAAUGUGCGCGUCUUUGUGUCGACUGCAAGCCAGCAGAUAUGGGCCAUCAAUCGCAUGGCGUGCAUCACCAACACCACGAGCCCGGUGACAGGAGAAAUCACAGCAUACAACGUCUUCGACUCGGAUUGUGAAACCAGCCGCGGCUUCCUAUUCAACAGCAGCAACUCGGAAACAUGGCAGCAAAAGGGCUUCUACCAACUGUGGAUCGAGAAGUAUCUCGGACUGGUCGGCAAUGGAUUGUACGGCUUCGAUUCGGUGGGUCUGGGGAGGGCCGGGGAGAUGGGGCCCUCAGUUCAGAACACCACGAUCGGCACCUUGGUCACCGCCAACUUCUGGCUCGGGCAUAUAGGCGUGCAUUCCAAGUCGACCAACUUCUCCGUCUUCGAUGAAUCCGUUCCGAGCUACCUAACCACGCUGUUCGACCAGAAGAGCAUCCCCAGUUUGUCUUUUGGCUACACGGCAGGCGCCCAGUACCGUGACCAGACGGUCCUCGGAAGUCUCACGCUUGGCGGCUACGAUGCCUCCCGCCUCAUUCCCAACGACCUCACCUUCAUCUUCGCCCCGGAUAAUGAGCGCGACCUGGCGGUUGGUGUCGUCGGCAUCACGGCAGAUACCACGUCGAAAGGAGAUAUCGACCUCCUCAUGAACCGGGACGACGUGACCAUGUACAUUGAUUCGACGGUUGCAGAACUCUACCUGCCGGUUGAGAUAUGCCAAGCUUUUGAGGAUGCAUUUGGACUAAAGUACGAUGAAAAGACUGAUCUCUACCUUGUGGAUGAUGCGCUUCACCGGGAUCUCGUCGCGCAAAACCCCAGUGUCACGAUCACUAUCGGCCAGAAAUACAGCACGGAUUCGACUUUGCAGAUCACUUUGCCCUAUGCUGCUCUAGACUUGGAGGCGACUCCUCCGUAUAGAGGGUUGCAAGAGAAGACAAAAUACUUUCCUAUCAGACGAGGUGCGGAGGCGCGUCAGUGGGUACUGGGUAGAGUCUUCCUGCAGGAAGCCUACUUGACCGUAGACUGGGAACGUCAGAACUUCACCGUGUCAGCGGUGGACUGGACAUUUGGCAAAGCUCCACAAAUCAUGCCUAUCGUGUCGCCCACCUACGCGGUUCCGCACUAUGAUCCCCCAAAGAAGAAGCCUUUGUCUUCAGGGGCAGUCAUUGGUAUCGCAGUGGGAGGUGGCUUCUUCGUUGCUCUGAUUUUCUGCGCAAUUGGGUGGUGGUUCUGGCGACGGCGGCACAAGCGCAAGCUGGCAGACAUCAAAGCGCAAUACGAGGCCGAUGUCGCUGCGGCGGCGGUCACCAAGAUGGAUCCACCCGUGUCAGAGGAGGCUCCGACGUCUCCAGUACGAAGUAGUACAGAAGGCGUGACUGUCUUCGCGAAGGCCGAGCUACCUGGCUCAUCCCAUGUGCAUCACGAGAUGAGCUCCAGCGCAGAAGAGAAGGGAUCAUCAGCCGUGCAUGAGGCAGAUGGCGAGGAGCGUCAGAUCUAUGAGAUGCCUGGAGACAUGCCUGUGCUUCCCGAGGCAGGCGGCCGUCAACUGUCGGAAAAGGAGUCCAUGGUGGUACGCGAGAGGAUAUACAACGGCAUAGAUCCGACCGGCACGCCAGAUGCAACCCCAGCUGCGUACGAAGAGUCGCGCAGGCUCGCACCAAUAUCCCCGUCCGAAGUGUCGAUGGUGAGCGGUCGGCUUCCAACCGACAACGUGUCGCCCAUUACACCACGCACACCAAGAGACGGUGCUUUCUUGGAAGCCUCGGACACAUUUUUCCAAUUGCCGCCCUACCGUGCUCGCGAAGAACGACGCGCCGAAUCGGAUGGCGAUCCCCUUUCCCCCGUCUCGCCGCUGGAAGGGUCUACGGAUGCCUCCCGACGGCGGUUCUCUUACGAGUCAUGA